CACACACACACACACACACUCACACAGAGACACACACACAGACACGGAAGAGAAGUGAGUGAAAGAGAGGCUGAGUUGAGGAACAGGACGGCGAGAAACACACAGCUGAACUUCUACAGUGCGGGAUCGUUGAAGAAAAGAGGCUAAAAGUGACAAAGCAAGAGGCCGGAAAGUGUUGGUGAAGAUGCCGCGGGUAGUCCCGGACCAGAGGAGCAAGUUUGAGAAUGAGGAGUUUUUCCGCAAGUUGAGCAGGGAGUGUGAGAUUAAAUAUACUGGGUUCAGAGACCGGCCCCAUGAGGAGAGACAAGCCCGCUUCCAGAACGCCUGCAGGGACGGACGGUCAGAAGUGGCCUUUGUAGCUACAGGUACCAACCUUUCUCUCCAGUUCUUUCCAGCCAACCUGCACGGAGAUCAGAGGCAGGUUCCUACAAGGGAGUACGUCGACUUUGAGAGAGAGACGGGAAAGGUCCAUUUAAAGGCUCCUAUGAUCUUGAACGGGGUGUGUGUGAUCUGGAGAGGCUGGAUCGACCUACAGAGGCUGGAUGGGAUGGGGUUCCUGGAGUAUGAUGAUGAGAGGGCCCAGCAUGAGGACGCUUUGGCCCAGGCAGCGUUCGAAGAGGCUCGACGCAGAACCAGAGACUUUGAAGACAGAGACCGAUCACACAGAGAGGAUCUAGAGUCCAGACGACAGCAGGACCCCAGCCCUGGCUCAAACAUGGCCAACGCUGACGUGGAACACAAGAUGCGCUGAGGAGUGGAGGACGAGUGCGGUGGCGGGAGGAAGAGGAGGAAACCAGGGCUGGCAGUCCUUUCACUUUCAAUACAAUCAGCUGAAAAAGAAAUGUCACUCGAAACUGCAAUUGUAGACCAAUUGUUCUCCAUUAUUUCCUCACAGGUUUGAUACGAUCAUUUUCACAUGCCAAACAUUUUUGAGAUAUUUGAAUGUAGAUUAAAAAAAUAAACUUCCUGAACUGAUUGAAUUGAAAGUGAAGUAAGCCCUAGAGCAGAAGGAUUUAAAAGAUUAAGGACACAACAGACCUGGGUAAAAAAAAAAAAAAAAGUAUAUUUAAAUGUGACACAUCCAGAGUUGAAGUUGUUUCUUGAGUCAAAUGAGUGUUUCAGAUAUCAUAAAGUAAAUAUCAAAUCAUGCAAAAGCUUUCAAGCAUCUCUGAAUAAAUAUUUUUUGUCCAGGUCUAUAAAGCAUUUGAUGGAUAGCUGUAGAUUCAAAUACCAUAAGUAUAUUUUCUAUUAAUACAAGAUGUUGAAAGUAGUAACCGAGGUAUGGAUGUCAUUAAGGGGAGUGGAGGAGAACAGACAGAAGCCAGAAGGAGCGGUGAAGAGAGAGAUUUGUUUGGCUCAGGGUCAUGGUCAGGGCUUAUUGGUCAGGAUUACCAUAAAAGAGGUGUUGACAGUUUGUGAAAAAGAAAAAAAAAUCUGUAUUGUUCAGUGAACAUGCCCAUUUGUGAACAUGCCCUUGUUAACCCUCACUAUACCUUGCUCACAUCCUGUAACCUGCUGUUUUCUGAGACCAAAGUUCACUUUGCUGGAAAGCGAGGGAGCGGGGAGGGAAUAAAAGAGAGAAAACUAAAAAAGUAGGCAGGAGGGAGGAGAGCAUCCAGAGAGAAUUUUGCCAGGUUGUAGGGUUAAGAAGCCUUUGCUGUACUAUAAUCUUUUAAAAACACCACAAUGGUGAGACGUCCAACAUCCAGUUUAUAUAGAUCAUAGAUCACAGGUAAUGUAGCAAAAGCCUCAAGGCAGGACAGACAAAAAAAAAAACAAACUCUGCUAUCUUUGGCUCUGGAAGCGAUCAGGGACAUGAUGGGGUGUUUUUGUGGGUGAGGGGAGGGGGGGAUUAAAACAGAUCAAUUCAGACGUCUUCCAAGGGGUUUUGCACUAUGUGAUACAAUCAGUCUUGCUGUCCAUGAAAUUUCUUUAUAUGCAUGAAACCAAACACAGGCCUACCUAUGUUCUUUGAUGUUCCCCAUGCAGCCUAUUUAUCGUGAGCUUUACAGCACUUGUAUGAGGAAUAACUGUGUGAUUCAAGGCUACGCCAUUGUGAAGCCAAAUUGAUAUCAACUUGUAAACAUUUUCACAACCUCCAUUUGUCUCUGUUUAACUUGAAAAACACAGCAGUCGAUUUUAAUUGAUUCAUUUAGUCAAUCACGCAGAUAUUCCUUAUCAUUAAAGGACUGUAAGGGGCCUAAAUGCAGAAUACUAUUCCCUGUCCUGUUACAGCACUAGUGUAAUGAAAAGUUUUGUUAUCUUAUCGUUUUGUUUGUGUGAAAGUCAUGAUGUUUACUUUUUAUAUUACUUCUCAUCUCUGUAUGUAUUCAUUUUUGUUCAUCUUUCAGCUUUGUUAUCAACUAGUUGUAGAAGUGGUAUUUCAUGUAAAGUUGAGUUGAAAAUUACAAAAUGCCUCCAGAAACUGGGAGUUUUGAGGACUUUUGUUGCUUUGGUUUUUUUGUUGUUUCAUGUUUUUUUUUUUUUUUAUUAAUGUUCCUUUUAUUCUUUAUUUUUUUAAAGAAAAUCCACUUCCUGGGUUAAAUACAUUGAAUGUGGAUUGACUCAAGCCCUGUCAUUAGGCGCCAUAAAUGUUUUUAUAUUGUAAGCUCAUUUCAUCUUCCAGUGUGUUUUUACAUUUAGUGCACUCAACGGUUUUAUUGUAAUUAUUAUAACCAAGAAAAUCUUUUGUUCAUGUUUUUAUUCCUUCUCAGUGUGACUUAUUAAGAAUUUAAUGAGCUUUACAUGAGCUAAGAAAACUGACUUGAACUAAGAAAACUACAUGAAAACUGACUGUUGUCCAUUGAUAGCCAUGGCUUUGUAAGAUUCUACAUGCAGUUUAAGAGUAAAGAAACAUUGUUGUGGCUAACAAUGAUGCUUGAAAUUAAAACUUUAAAAUUAAAUUCAAAGAACAAGAUAAGUUUGAUGACAGGACCCCAGGCUGACAGGUCACAGAGAGGUUAUAUAAAAGCCUUCAGGAAGCUAAAGAACUGGAAAGUUUUCUACAGCUUCUUUAACAUCUCCAACCAAAUCAUCAAGCACAGGGUACAACAACAACAAAACCAUGCAGGAUUUUCAUCCUAACAUUUGGAUACUACACAGGAGCAUUUAAUAGGGGUAACCUAAAGUCAGAAAUUAAACUUUCUCAUUGGCAGCAUCACUUAAUUUUUCCCACAGAGAUUUGGGAGACUGGAGAGAGCUUAAAUGUUCCCAUUUUUCUUCUGAGUAUCCUGAUCCUGCAAAGUCAGCUGGCCUUGUGACUUGAUGCUUAAUUAGUCCAAGAAUGUGAAAACGUACUUUCUGUCUGAGGGCACCUUCACUGUGAGAAGUGGUGGAUUUUUGUGGUCUGGGCUGUGUUUGCUAUUGUAUUGUUACGUUGAAAAGUCCAACAGAUGAGAUAGUAGUGAAGUUGCAUUAAAGACUUUGAAUGAGGUGGAUGGGUGGAAGGACAGAGGAAGGCAACAGAACAUUGGUUGUAUGUUCUGGGUCCAUAAAAUGGGUUAUGGCCAAAGAUGAGGUUCAGGUCAUGUUGGUGAAAGCUUUCAAACUUUAAAUGUGCAGUGGCUGGUUAUGAUUCUAUGAGGAUGCUGAUUCUUUAAUUGAGACAGUGUAAACGAUGGUGCAAACUACAUGUUCAGAUAUUGGUUUACGAGUAUGAAGAUCAGGGGAAACUGAUAGAGCACUGGGUAUGAACCAGUUCAAUGAGAGAUGAAAGUGGACAGUCAGAGCCAGGACGGAUUGGGAUGCUUUAGCCUGGGGUGUUCAGGUUUCUGUAUGUUUUAGGAUGUUUUAGUCAUGGAUUAAUAAAUCAUGUCUGCACCAUGGCAGGAUUAUGCUGCCACAAGUGUUAAUAGCUAUACAGCUCAGAUAAAUCUUAGUAAUAACACCACCCAUGAGUGGUCUCAUGAAAUCUGCCAUAUCUGUAGAAACUGUCACAACUCUUGGUCAUCCAAGAAAAUAUCAUCAUUAUGGGAUUAAACUUUGCUUAGAUUAAGAAACAUUACCGAGGGAGUGACUGUAAAAGUAAAAAAAAUUUUAGGUUGUAAGUAGGAAGUAACCACAGUGGGCCACCCUGUCCAUAUCAUUAUGCCAUAAUUUAGCUGAUACUCCAUCCCUCAAUCUUCUUAAUGCAGGCAUUAAGACAAAAAUAAACCACAAACUAUCUCUGUGUCAUCACAUUUUCUUUCUUUCUUUUUAUUUUUUUUUUGUUUAAGUUAUUUAAACUUUGGUUUUAUUUAGAGAUCCAAAGAAAAACUCUGAUAUUUAGUGGCUUGUACACACUCUCCAACUUUUCUCUUUCCUGUGCGUGUGUGUGGUCUGUCUUUCCAUCUGUUUUAGGGUUGAGCUUGUCCUCUCGGGGGAAUCUGAAAUAUGAGAUAUUCAAUCCCAAAUGUUGGAUGUUUUUCAUAAUAAACAUGUAAGAAUU
Messenger RNA from Thunnus maccoyii (southern bluefin tuna), 4426 nucleotides. RefSeq names its product core-binding factor subunit beta (gene cbfb). NCBI's taxonomy places the organism in Eukaryota, Metazoa, Chordata, Actinopteri, Scombriformes, Scombridae. The transcript has 6 exons. Gene Ontology annotation, biological process: regulation of transcription by RNA polymerase II. Bases 185 to 751 code for a protein of 188 amino acids. Gene Ontology annotation, cellular component: core-binding factor complex; nucleus. The record is from RefSeq and is a predicted model, not a curated record. Gene Ontology annotation, molecular function: sequence-specific DNA binding; transcription coactivator activity.